AUGUCUGAUGAGAAUUCGAAAGAUUAUCCUGAGAUAAAGGAAAGGGGAUAUUACUCUGACUUAUAUACUUCAUACUUGCCACGACAUUAUGACCAACAGAACUCAGCAACUUACUGGAAUCAAAAUAUUAUUAACCAAAGUAAAGAAGGUGGCUAUAUUCCUUGUGUGGACGCAGACAUUAAUGAACCUCUUGUUAAAUGUUUGGAAUUUCAUGGACCCACUAGUGAAGUUAAACUAUUUAUCGACUUUCCUAAUAGGUCAUAUGAUCCGAAAGUUCAGCUUCCUUUCCAAACACCACCAACUGAGUGUCCAAGAAAAUUACAUAUCGAAAGGAAAAAGAGAAAAUAUCAGAGUGCUUCUUUACCUGAACUUUUGGAACAGGAAUACCGCAUACAGACUAGUGAACUUUUGCCUAAGUUCCGAGAAAACUUUAAGGACGAAAUGGGAGAGUGGACUUCUUACCUUCCCCUUGAAUAUUUUGAUGAUGAAAACUUUGAAUGUCGAACCCCAUCGGAUUGGCUAACACUUGGCAUAGAUGAAGGGGUCAGAAAACCAGUUCCAGCCAUUUGUCUGCUUCCAGAGGAUGACAAUCAACAUGAUUUGGACGUUCGAGAUCCUGAGAUUAAAUGGAAAUGGCAGCUUGCAGGAGUAUUAGAUUAUGAUGCACGUUCAAAAUUGUGGUUUGUUCAAAAAGUGGAUUCUGGUGGAAGAAUUCUAGACAAAAAUGGAAAACCAGUGGUGAAUGGUGGCCUGUUGUCAGAUGGGACAUUUUUAGAGCUGGAAACACAAUACUGGAUACCUCGCAUACAACUCAUGUUUCUUGCUGAAGAUCCUUAUAUAUUUGCGGAACGUGUAGCUACUGCUUUCAAAGAACGACAGCAGCAUGAAGCAGGAUUAAGAUACAAUCUAUACUUGGAUUGUAUGCCGAAUGAAGGCAUCGGAGAAUUGAGCAGUGCUGUUUUAAAAAGAAUGACUUUUCUUGCCAAAGAUGACACAUGCUCAAUCAAAAACAUUAAAGGACUUGAUAGUACAUUACAGAACCUCGAGAAAGAAGUUAUUUUCGACUACUGGAGAAGUAUGAAUGACCUCAUUUUACGACAGCUGGUUGAAAAGCACAAGAACCAGUAUCGUUUCAUUCAGCCUCCAGAAACAAAAAAGCGUAAAAUUCCAUGGAAAGGUACACUGGAUAUACCCAAAUAUGAUUUCGAUGUUAUGUUUCAAAAGUUCUCAUCAAGGUCAAUGUUAACAAAACCUGAGGCUAUAACGGCAAUUUGUAAAUGCCAAUAUGAAUGCUUAGAUGUACGCAGCAAAUCACUAUUUCAUGUACUCCUUUCAAAGCAUAUGCGAAUCGAAGAGUUCGAACAAACCCAGUCAAUGGUCAUUUUGCAAGUUUCAAUGUUUUUGAAAGAUGCUUGGUUGGAAAAUCUACGUAAGCAUAUACGUACAUCCUUUCGUGAUACCGGCAAAGGAUGGUUUAAUAUAUACGAAACUGAUUUUUAUGUGUAUAGUCAGUCUAAAUUGAAGAAAUUUAUGGAAAUGAUUAAAUUUAGCAUGCAAGAUGCACUGAGAUUCCUAGUGAUGGAUUCAUUGACAAACUUCACGAAUAUGCUACGUGAUGCCUGUAAUUCUUGUUUAGGUCUACCAGAGGACUAUGAAUGGACUAACGAUUUGAUGACAAGCAAUCUACAACCAAAAAAGAAUCCAAUAUUUCUAGUCGAUUUGGUGUUGGAUGCAGAAGGACCUCACUACAGUACACCACUUGUACUUUUUCCUCAAAGCCUGAUCAAUUUAUUUAAUAAAGCUAUAAAUUCUGUACAAGAUGUACCGCAAAUUGAACAAUACGUUAUUGAAGGUAUAACUUGUGCUGAAAAACAACUCUUAGAAGCUGUUGGUAUACGUGAACCACCAGUUGAGAAACUUCGUGAGCAACUCAAAGAAUAUAUUAAUGCAGCUUUAAUUCCUAUAAAGGCGUAUGCUAGACAAUAUGAACGCUUUAUGGAGCUUACACUGCUUGAUAUCAAUGCAUAUUUAAAAGUAUAUGAAUUACAAAAUCAAAGUGCUUUAGAAAUUAAACUACAAGUGGAAAAGCAGCUUCAAGAGAAAGAAAAUGUUGAACAAAUUAUACCAAGUUUUGUUAUUAUUGGUCCAUUCUAUGUGAAUACUGAACCUGUAAGACAGAAUCUGUCGAAAAAGUGUAAGGCAUUAAUCAACGCCUUAUUGGAUUUAUUAGCUAGACAGUUGAGGAAACAAGCUGACGUGGCUUCAGAAGAAUUAAGAAAUAUUGCUGCGAAAUUAUACGAAAAACCAAAUUCCAUUGAAGAAUUAACUGAAUUACGUGAAUGGAUAACUACAGUACCGGAAAAAUUGGAAGAACGCCAAGAAUUCAUAGAUAAAGCAAUGUCUGACUACGAAUUGAUCGACUUAUUCUUUUAUAACUUAUCUGCUGACGAUUUCAACGCAAAAUGGACUACUAUCGGUUGGCCGCACAAAAUCCGCCAAAUGGUAAUUCAAGUUGAGAAAAAUCUUGAGGAAGAUGAGGAGCGGUUUAAGAAGUUACAGGUUUCUGAAUCUGCCGCCUUCGGCGAUAAAAUUGAUACACUGACGAUGAUGGUCUCAUCGAUGGCAUCAUAUGCAGAGAUUAGUAAAGCUCAAGAAGUUGCCAAUGAAGUUCGCCGGAUUUAUAAACAAUUGAUUGACGCACAAAAUAUGGCAGGUGUAUUCAAUAGCCGUGAACGUCUGUUUGGAAUGGCUAAUACAAAUUAUGAAAAAAUACCACGUCUACUGAAAGACUUUGAACCGUUUAAAAAUUUAUGGUUGAGUGUAGCCGAUUGGUUGAAAACACAAGAAGCUGUCAUGAAUGAUCCUUUAACGUCCAUCGAUGCAGAGGCUGUUGAAAAGCUGGUUGUUGAAUGCUAUAAAACAAUGCACAAAUCUGUAAGAAUAUUUCAUGAAUUACCUGGUGUACAAGAGGUGGCGAAUCAGGUGAAAAUGGCAAUUGAAGAAUUCAAACCAUUUAUACCGUUAAUACAAGGCCUACGCAAUCCAGGCAUGCGCCAAAGGCACUGGGAACAGUUAAGUGAAGAACUUGGAGUCAGUGUUGUGCCGAAAUCAACGCUGACAUUCGCGAAAUGUUUAGAAAUGCGUCUUCAGGAUAACAUUGAAAUUAUAUCAAAAGUUGCAGAAGUUGCCGGUAAAGAAUAUUCAAUUGAAAGUGCAUUAAAUAAAAUGGUCAAUGAUUGGGAAUCGAUUCAAUUUGAAGUUGUGCCAUAUAAAGAUACAGGAACGUGUAUUAUAAAAAUCGGUGAUGAAGUUAGCCAACUAUUAGAUGAUCAUGUUGUUAUGACACAAGCAAUGAAUUUCUCUCCAUAUAAAAAACCAUUUGAAGAUCGUAUAUCCCAUUGGGAAACAAAGCUACACUUAACACAAGAUGUGUUAGAUGAAUGGAUCACAUGUCAAAGACAAUGGUUAUACUUGGAGCCAAUAUUUAGCUCGGAAGACAUUAAUCGACAACUGCCUGUUGAAAGUAAACGUUAUGCAACAAUGGAUCGUAUAUGGAGGAAAGUGAUGAAAAUGGCUGCUGAACAACCACAAGUGAUUACACUGUGUCCAGAUCCACGACUAUUAAAUAGUUUACGUGAAUGCAAUCGUUUGCUAGAUCAAGUUCAAAGAGGCUUAAGUGAAUAUUUAGAAACAAAACGUCAAGCAUUUCCAAGAUUUUAUUUCUUAUCUGAUGAUGAACUUCUGGAGAUAUUGUCACAAACCAAAGAUCCUAAAGCUGUUCAACCACAUUUAAGAAAAUGCUUUGAAAAUAUUGCAAGGUUACAAUUUGAAAAAGAUUUACAAAUCACAGCUAUGUUCUCCGCUGAAGGUGAAUGUGUUAAAUUUGAGAAGACCACUUAUCCAACAGCAAAUGUUGAAGAAUGGAUGGUAGAAAUAGAAAAUAUGAUGAGACAUUCAGUGAGAACAAUUAUUGGUAGGUCAAUAAUUGCGUAUACACAAACUCCACGCGUCGAAUGGGUAUUACAAUGGCCUGGACAAAUUGUUAUUGCUGUAUGUCAAACAUUCUGGACAACUGAAGUUACUGAAGCUAUAUAUACAAACAAAAUGGAUAAGUUAUAUCCACAUUUAUUAAAACAACUGGAUGGAUUACGUCAACUUGUACGUGGUGAUUUAACUAAAAUUGGCCGAAUGACACUAUCUGCCUUGAUUGUUAUUGAAGUACACGCUCGUGAUGUUGUUGCUAAAAUUAUUGAAGAAGGCGUGCAUAAUGUGAAUGAUUUUGAGUGGAUAAGUCAAUUGCGUUACUAUUGGGAUACUGAAAGUGAAGAAAUGAAACUCCGUGCUGUUAAUGCUGAAUUCGAUUAUGGCUAUGAAUAUUUAGGUAACACAACGCGUCUAGUUAUUACACCGUUGACUGACCGAUGUUACCUUACACUCACUGGUGCACUUCAUUUGAAAUUUGGUGGUGCACCGGCUGGACCAGCAGGUACUGGAAAAACAGAAACAACUAAAGAUUUAGCCAAAGCAUUCGCUGUCCAGUGUGUUGUAUUCAAUUGUUCCGACCAACUAGAUUUCAUGGCUAUGGGUAAAUUUUUCAAAGGAUUGGCAUCAGCGGGUGCAUGGGCGUGUUUCGAUGAAUUCAAUCGUAUUGAUAUUGAAGUCUUAUCCGUGGUUGCACAGCAGAUAACCACCAUACAAAAAGCCCAACAACAGCGUUUAACACGUUUUGUAUUUGAAGGUGAUGAAUUAGAACUCAAGCCAUCUUGCGCUGUGUUUAUUACCAUGAAUCCUGGUUAUGCUGGACGUACAGAACUACCGGACAAUCUAAAGGCGUUGUUUAGACCAGUUGCUAUGAUGGUACCAGACUAUGCUUUAAUUGCAGAGAUUUCAUUAUUUUCAUUCGGCUUCUCUGAUGCACGUUUGUUGGCCAAGAAGAUUGUUACGACAUUUAAAUUAUCCUCAGAACAGCUUAGUACACAAGACCAUUAUGACUUUGGUAUGCGUGCAGUGAAAAGUGUUAUAUCUGCGGCCGGCAAUCUAAAACGCCAGAAUUCGGAUAUGGAUGAAGAUCUCAUUUGUCUGCGGGCUAUCCGGGAUGUGAAUGUGCCUAAAUUUUUGGCUGAUGACUUGAAACUCUUUAAUGGUAUUGUAUCAGAUCUCUUCCCGAACAUAAGCGAGAAACCAAUAGAUUAUGGCGAUUUAACUAUUGCAUUGAAGACGUCUUGUGGUAAAUUAGGCUUAAUGGAUGUUGACGGCUUCCUAAACAAAUGCGUCCAGUUGUAUGAAACGACGGUGGUCAGACAUGGACUUAUGCUAGUUGGCCCCACUGGGUCUGGUAAAACAAAAUGUUAUGAAGUACUGCAGGAUGCAAUGUCUUCGUUACGUGAGAAGCCGGCACCAGAUGGUUCAUACUUUCAAACUGUACACACAUACGUAUUGAAUCCCAAAUCUAUAACAAUGGGACAAUUGUAUGGAGAAUUUGAUUUAUUAACUCAUGAAUGGACCGAUGGUAUACUAAGUACAUUGAUACGUUAUGGUGUCAGUGUAUGCGAUGAUGAUAAGCGUUGGUAUGUAUUCGAUGGUCCAGUGGAUGCUAUUUGGAUUGAAAAUAUGAAUACUGUACUAGAUGACAAUAAAAAAUUAUGCUUAAGCAGUGGUGAAAUUAUCAAGUUGACCGAAGCUAUGACAAUGAUGUUUGAAGUGGCUGAUCUAGCUGUCGCCUCACCAGCUACUGUUAGUCGUUGCGGUAUGGUGUACUUAGAACCGAGUAUUCUUGGAUUAGAUCCGUUUGUACACUGUUGGAUACGACAGUUGCCAGAUCCCAUAUACCAUCAUCGUGAUAAACUACAACGGUUAUUUGAUUCUUACAUGGAAAGUUCAAUUGAUUUUAUUCGAAGUGAAACUAAAGAAGUGAUUACAACCACAGACGGACAACUAUGCUUCAGUUUAAUGAAAAUGAUGGAUUGUUUCUUCAUGCCAUUCCAGCCUAAAGAGAAAGGUAUUGGCGAUGAUAUCCUUAGUCGAAUUGGCCAGGCAAUCGAAAGUUGGUUCAUUUUCUCCUUGAUAUGGUCUGUUGGCGCUACAUGCAGUAAUGAAGGCCGUAUUAAAUUUGACGCAUUCCUCAGACAGAAAAUGAAAGACUUCAAAUGUUAUCUACCAUUCCCUGAAGAAGGAUUAGUCUACGAUUAUCGUUUUGAAGAUGAUGGUCUUGUGUCACUCAAGGCGAGAGACGAUGAUGAUGAAGACAAUUUUGCCAACAGAAAGAUGCAUUGGGUUCAUUGGAUGGCGGAUAUGCCAGAAUUUAAAAUAGCACCAGAAGUCCGUUAUUCAGAUAUUAUUGUCCCAACAAUAGAUAAUGUUAGAUCAAGUCAUAUUAUUGAAAUGCUUCUAUUAGCUAAAAAGCCAGUGCUGUGUGUCGGUCCGACUGGGACUGGCAAGUCGAUGACAAUAUUACACAAAUUAACGCGUUAUAUGCCUAAAGAAUACAUACCAGAAUUUAUAAUAUUCAGUGCAAAGACAACAGCCAAGCAAACACAAGACCUAAUAGAUAGUAAAUUAGAUAAACGCCGGAAGCAUGUAUACGGUCCACCUAUGGGACGUUAUAUUGUCUUUUUCAUCGACGAUUUAAAUAUGCCAGCGUUAGAAGUCUUCGGUGCACAACCACCGAUUGAAUUAAUACGCCAAUGGAUGGAUUUCGAUGGUUGGUAUGAUCUCAAGUUGAUUGGUGAAUUCCGUAAAUUAGUUGAUGUCAACUUCAUAUGUGCAAUGGGUCCACCUGGUGGAGGGCGUAAUCCAGUCACUCCUAGACUGAUGCGACACUUCAACUUUUUGGCGUAUAAUGAACUAGAUGAAUUGAGCAUGCAACUGAUAUUUGGUGUAAUAGUGAAAUCCUGGCUCAGUCGUUUAGGUACAGAUAAGCCAGCAGCAAAACUUUUGACCUACGCUGAUGAUUUAGUCAAAGCUUCGAUUCAAGUCUAUAAAACAAUUCAAACUCAACUUUUACCUACACCAGCUAAAAGUCAUUAUACUUUUAACCUACGAGAUUUAUCUAAAGUAUUUCAAGGUAUGCUUAUGUUGGAACCGGAUAGUUUAACUGGAAGUCUUGAACAGUUAUUACGUUUAUGGUAUCACGAAUCAUGUCGUGUGUUUCAAGAUAGAUUGGUUGACGACAAAGAUCGUGAUUGGUUCAAUGAUCUUAUUGACAAAAAAUCGAAAGAAACAUUCAACUUAAAUGUCAACGACUAUGUGAAGACCACUCCAUUAUUAUAUGGCGACUUCUUGUCUGCAGCUGCAAAUGAUGGCUGGAAGUACACAGAAAUGACCGACCAUGCAAAAGUGUUACAGGUAAUCGAAGAAAAUCUUGAUGACUAUAAUCAAAUUAAUACAGCUAAAAUGGAUUUAAUUUUAUUCGUGUACGCAAUACAACAUGUCUGCCGAAUAGCGCGUAUUAUACGUCAGCCACAGGGUAAUGCUCUACUUCUUGGUAUGGGUGGUAGUGGACGUCAGUGUUUAACACGUCUUGCAUCACAUAUGGCUGAAUACGAUUGUUUUCAAAUUGAAUUAUCUAAAAAUUAUGGUAUGCAUGAAUGGCGUGAAGAUUUAAAAAAGAUCAUGAUGACAGCUGGUAUGGAAGACAAGCCUGUAACAUUCUUAUUUUCUGACACACAAAUAAAAACAGAAUCAUUUUUAGAAGAUAUUAACAAUAUACUCAAUGCUGGUGAUGUGCCGAAUAUCUACCAACUAGAUGAACUCGAUAAAAUCUAUGACUCCAUGAAAUUAGUCGCCGCUGAAGCUGGUCUACAACCGACUAAAACAAAUUUAUUUUCGUGUUACACUAAACGUGUACGAGCCAACCUGCAUACAGUAAUUACAAUGAGUCCUAUCGGGGAAAUAUUUCGUGCACGUUUAAGACAAUUCCCUGCCUUAGUCAAUUGUUGUACUAUUGAUUGGUUUAGUGAAUGGCCAAAUGAAGCGCUUGAAUCAGUUGCAUUGAGAAUGCUACAAAAUAUGUCUGAUUUAGAAGUUGACGAAGAGACACUCAAAGCAUUAGUUCAAAUGUGUAUUGAUAUGCAUCAGUCAGUGGUUAGAAAUACAGAAUUAUUCAAGCAUGAAUUAAAUCGUCACAAUUAUGUGACGCCAACAAGCUUUUUAGAAUUAUUGACUGUCUUCUCUAAAAUUUACGGUAUAAAAAAACAAGAGAUUAUUGCAGCACGAAAUCGUACACAGACAGGUUUGGAUAAAUUAUUGCACACCGAAGAAGUUGUCUCCAAGUUACAAGAAGAACUGGAAAUUAUGAAACCGGAAUUAGAAAAGGCUGUUGAAGAAUCGAAGGCAACUAUGGAAGAGAUUACACGGGAUUCGAAAAUUGCUGAAGAAACCCAGUCGGUUGUUGCCCAUGAAGAACAACAAGCAAUGAAAAAAGCCCGUGAAUGUGAAGCUAUUCGUGAUGAUGCUCAGCGUGAUCUAGACGAGGCUCUACCCGCUCUUUACGAAUCAUUAGAAGCACUGAAGUCACUGAAUAAGAAUGAUAUUACUGAAGUAAGAGCUAUGAUGCGUCCUCCAGAGGGUGUACGUCUGGUUAUCGAAGCAGUGUGCAUUAUGAAGGAUGUGAAACCGAAAAAAGUGGCAGGCGAUAAGCCUGGAGUAAAAGUUGAUGACUACUGGGAACCUGGUAAAAUUAUGCUACAAGAUCCUGGGAAAUUUUUAGAUAGUCUAAUGAAUUAUGAUAGGGAUAACAUACCAGACAGCAUCAUUGCAAAAAUCAAACCAUACAUUGAGUCAGAAAGUUUUCUGCCUGCGGCUAUCGCUAAAGUAAGCAAAGCAUGCACCAGUAUUUGUUUGUGGGUUAGAGCUAUGUACAAGUAUCAUCAUGUGGCUAAAACUGUUGCACCCAAGCGUCAAGCUCUACAGUCCUCUGAAUUAGAAUUAGCUGAAACUGAAAAGAUUCUUACUGAAGCAAGAGAGCGAUUAAAAGCUUGUGAAGAACGCAUUGCUAACUUGCAAGCUAAAUAUGAUGACUGUAUACGUAAACAACAUGAACUGGAGGAGAAAAGUCAACUCUGUGAGGCAAGAUUAGUCAGAGCUGAUAAAUUAAUUGGUGGAUUAGGCAGUGAGAAAAUACGAUGGAAUGAAUCUGUUGCUAACCUUAAUCACCUACUUAGCAAUCUUGUUGGAAAUGUACUUUGUUCCUCAGGGUCUGUAGCCUACUUUGGACCAUUCUCUGGUAAAUAUCGUACUGAUAUGAUCAAUGAAUGGGUGGGAAAGUUGAAACAUCAUCAUGUACCGCAUACUACAGAUCCAGCGCCAAAUUUAGUCCAAACAUACGGUGAUCCUGUUAAAUUGCGUAACUGGCACAUAUUUGGCUUACCUAAAGAUGUUUUAUCUAUUGAAAAUUCUGUGAUUGUCCAAUUCUCAAGAAGAUGGCCAUUAUUUAUUGAUCCACAAGGACAAGCCAAUAAGUGGAUUAAAGCACUUGGACAAGAAGAUGGUAUGAUUGUUACCAAGUUAUCUGAUAAAGAUUUUCUACGUAAUGUAGAAAAUGCCUUACGUUUUGGUAAACCAUGCCUAAUAGAAAAUAUUGGCGAAGAACUAGAUCCAGUCUUAGAACCUGUUCUGUUACAAACUUACAAACAACAAGGCGCUAUAGUUAUCAAACUAGGAGAUGCUGUUAUUCCAUAUCAUAAUGACUUUAAAUUGUAUAUCACGACCAAAUUGCCAAAUCCUCAUUACAAGCCUGAGUUGUCGACUAAAGUGACGCUUGUGAACUUCACCUUAUCUCCAAGUGGCUUAGAGGACCAACUGUUGGGUAUUGUAGUGGCUGAAGAGCGUCCCGAUCUAGAAGAAGCUAAAAACCAGUUGAUUGUGAGUAAUGCAAAGAUGAAACAGGAAUUGAAAGAAAUUGAAGAUAAAAUACUAGAACGGUUAAGCGCUACUGAAGGCUCACCUGUUGAUGAUAUCGAUUUGAUACAAACACUCGAAGCAUCCAAGCUAAAGUCAAGUGAAAUUAAAUCCAGAGUUGUUGUCGCUGAACAAACGGAACGCGAUAUCGAUGAAACUAGGAGCAAAUACAUUCCUGUGGCUGUGAGAACACAAAUUUUAUUCUUCUGCGUUUCUGACCUUGCAAACAUCGAUCCAAUGUAUCAGUAUUCACUUGAAUGGUUUGUUAAUAUCUUCCUGAAUGGAAUAAUCAAUGCAGAAAGAGCUGAUCAUGUUCCACAACGUGUGAAAAAUAUUAACGAUUAUUUCACAUUCAGCUUAUAUAAUAAUGUCUGUAGAAGUUUAUUUGAAAAGCACAAAUUAAUGUUUGCAUUCCUAGUAGCUAUUCGAAUUCUACAGAAUGAAGGUUUAAUUGACCCUGAUGAAUAUCGAUUUUUACUUGCUGGUGGUACGCAUAAAGGUAAAGAACUUGCUAAUCCAGCACCAGAAUGGAUUUCAGAUCGUAUGUGGGGGGAUGUACUGAAUCUUUCUUCUUUGCCUAAAUUCGCUAAUCUACCAAAAAGUAUAACACAGAAUCGUGAUGGAUUCAAAAAGAUUUUCGAUUCUUGUGAACCACACAGAAGUGAAUUCCCCGAGCCAUGGCAAACAGAUUUAGACAGCUUCCAACGGAUUUUAGUUCUACGCUGCCUUAGAGCUGAUAAAGUGACCAAUGCAAUGCAAGACUUUGUAAGUCAUCAUUUAGGCCAAAGAUUUGUUGAACCGCAAACUGCUAGUCUGCAUCAAGUAUUCAAGGAUAGUUCACCGUCAGCUCCGUUAAUCUUCGUAUUGUCUCAGGGUACAGAUCCAGCUUCAGAUUUGUACAAAUUUGCCGAUGAAAUGAAUUUCGGUGGUAAAAAGCUGUCAGCUAUCUCACUUGGUCAGGGACAAGGUCCUAGAGCUGAAGAACUUAUGCGAACAGCAAUGGAUCGUGGAGUUUGGGUAUUUUUCCAAAAUUGUCAUUUAGCUCCAUCUUGGAUGCCUACUUUAGAAAGAUUGGUUGAACAGAUAGACAAGGAUAGAGUACACCGAGAUUUCCGCCUAUGGUUGACAAGUAUGCCCAGUCCAGAUUUCCCAGUUUACAUUUUACAAAAUGGAUCUAAAAUGACAGUUGAACCUCCGAAAGGCUUGAAGGCAAAUCUGUUAAGAACGUACCAGGCAAUUAAUGACGCUUACUUGGCUAAUGUUCCGGCUAAGAAUGAUGUCUUCAGGCAUUUGUUCCUAUCCCUGGCAUUUUUCCAUGGUGUUUUGAUUGAACGUAAAAAAUUCGGCCCACUAGGAUUCAAUAUACCUUAUGAAUUUACAACUGGUGAUUUGAGAAUAUGUAUGGAUCAGUUGAUUAUGUUUUUAACUGAAUAUACUACUACGCCUUACAAGGUUCUUUGUUAUACAGCUGGACAUAUUAACUACGGUGGACGUAUAACGGAUGAUUGGGACAGGCGAUGUGCGAUGAGUAUAUUAGAUGAAUAUUACUUUCCGCGUGUUUUAGAAGACGAUUAUAGUUAUUCACCAUCUGGUAUAUACCACCAGCUACCCGGAAAUACAGAUCAUGCUAUGUACUUGGACUAUAUUCGUGGACUACCCAUCAAUGAUCCACCCGAGAUAUUUGGAUUACACGAGAAUGCUAACAUCACAUUUGCUCAAAAUGAAACAUUUGCACUUUUAGGAUAUUUAUUAUUAUUGCAACCAAAAACUUCAGCUACAACUGGCAGUGGAAAACAACGUGAAGAGAUUGUUGAAGAGUUGUGUCAUUCUCUUCAAAAACAAUGUCCACAAUCAUUUGAUCUGCCGGCUGUAAUCACUAAGUAUCCAGUGAUGUAUGAACAGUCCAUGAAUACAGUGUUAACUCAAGAGGUUAUCAGAUAUAAUAAUCUACUAGUAACUAUACAGAGAACAUUGAAUGACCUACUGAAAGCACUCAAAGGUUUUGUAGUAAUGUCAGCUAAUUUAGAAGAUAUGGCUAGAUCAUUAUUCGAUAAUCGUGUACCCGUUGCCUGGGCGAAUAAAGCCUAUCCAAGCCUAAAGCCAUUAGCCAGUUGGACUGAAGAUUUAGUGAUGCGUGUCAGAUUUAUCCAAGAGUGGAUUGAUCAUGGUGUGCCAAGUGUAUUUUGGAUAAGUGGUUUCUUCUUUCCACAAGCUUUUCUAACUGGUACAUUACAAAAUUAUGCAAGAAAAAAGAUCAUCUCUGUUGAUACUAUUUCAUUCGAUUUUAAAGUCAUGAGAGAAGGCUAUCAAGAAUUAACUGAAUCACCGGUCGACGGGAGUUAUAUUCGUGGUUUAUUCUUAGAAGGAGCUGGCUGGGACUCUACACGUAAUAUGCUGUGUGAAUCUAGACCGAAAGAAUUAUUUGUCAACAUGCCAGUUGUUUGGCUUAUACCAACAGCUAAUCGUAAACCACCAACUCAUGGUGUCUACGAUUGUCCAGUGUACAAAACGCUUACUCGUGCUGGUACUCUUUCUACUACUGGUCAUUCAACUAACUUUGUAUUCUCCAUUGAAGUUCCAACUGAUCAACAGCAAAAACACUGGAUUCAACGUGGGGUAGCCUUGUUAUGCGCGUUGAAUUAUUAA
Molecule: messenger RNA, 12543 nt
Organism: Trichobilharzia regenti
Lineage: Eukaryota; Metazoa; Platyhelminthes; Trematoda; Strigeidida; Schistosomatidae
Source: the annotation of a GenBank genome assembly